AUGAUCAAAGUUCGCGCCAGAAUCCUAAAACCCGAUGGCUCUGCUGUACUCGAGGACUCUGUUGGUCCUGUGAAUAAUUUUUUACAUUCAAUGUUUAACCAAGUGGAUGUAUAUUUCAACCAAAAAGUUGUUACGCCUCCAAAUAAUCUGUACGCCUAUAGAGCAUACAUUGAAACAUUACUGAACUAUGGAACAGAUGCAAAAUCCUCACAUCUUGGCACGUCACUUUGGGCUACGGAUAGCUAUGGUGCAAUGGAUUCUACUGCUGUAGCGGCGGGUGAUGCGAGAAACAACAAUGGGCUAGUCUCACGUCAGGCCUUUACUCAAGGUGGAAAAGCAUAUGAUCUACUGGGACAUUUACAUUGUGACGUGUUCAAUCAAGAUAAGUUUUUGAUGAAUGGCGUAGAGCUACGCGUUCGUCUUAUCCGUGCAAAGGACGACUUUUGCCUUAUGGACGAUAGUGCCCUGAAUUAUAAGCUGCGUAUAGUAGAAGCCUCCUUGAUUGUUCGUCGUGUCAAACUCAGCCCUGGAAUUUUGAUAGCUCAUGCUAAAACGCUUGCAAAGACAACUGCGAAAUAUCCUUUGACACGGGUUGAGGUCAAAUCUUUUGUUCUCCAUAAUGGGAUUAUGGGAGAGACAAUAGACAAUGCGAUUUUGGGGCAGCUGCCUAAAAGAAUCAUACUGGGAUUUGUUGAAAAUGCCAGUUUCAACAGCUCGAGGAAGAAGAAUCCCUUCAACUUUCAAAAUUUGGGGAUAAACUUUUUAUGUCUGAAUGUCGAUGGACGUCAAGUACCUACAAAACCUCUGCAGCCAUGUUUCACCUCUGGCGUCUGCCUAGAUGUGGAAGCAUUGAACACACUAUUUGCUGAAAUUGAUUCCACAAGACAGGUUAUUGUCGACUACAGUGCAUGA
Diachasmimorpha longicaudata is the source of this 912-nucleotide messenger RNA. RefSeq lists its product as uncharacterized. Gene Ontology annotation, biological process: deoxyribonucleotide biosynthetic process. The coding region runs from base 1 to 912 and encodes 303 amino acids. Gene Ontology annotation, molecular function: ribonucleoside-diphosphate reductase activity, thioredoxin disulfide as acceptor. The transcript has 2 exons. NCBI's taxonomy places the organism in Eukaryota, Metazoa, Arthropoda, Insecta, Hymenoptera, Braconidae. Gene Ontology annotation, cellular component: cytosol. The record is from RefSeq and is a predicted model, not a curated record.